AUGCUGACCAAGUUCAUAGAUUCCACACGACGCUCGGGCCGAGCUACGAAAGGCCAGCAUCGCGGAUUUGAUGAAGCAAAGCCUUCUGUCCCGAAAAAAUCUGGUGGCAGGGGCAAGAAGAAGCAUGAGCCAGAACCAGAGGAAGAAGAAGAGGACGCCAUUAUACGAUGUGUAUGCGGCGCUACCACUGAAGACGAAGACGACGAGCGUACAAUGAUAUGCUGUGAAAAUUGCGAAGCAUGGCAGCACAAUGAGUGCAUGGAAGUCUCUAGCAAGGAUGACGAGCUUCCAGACCAAUACUAUUGCGAGCAAUGCCGACCUCAAGAUCACAAGUCUCUUCUAGCAAAAAUCGAACGAGGCGAGAAGCCAUGGGAAGAGCGUGCAAGAGCACGAGAGAUAGAAGAAGAGGAGCGGCUGGCCCGGAAGAAGGGCCGGCCAAGCAUGGCCAAAAAGGAAGAGCUCAAGACCAAUGGCGCAGUAGAUCACGAAGACAGUAUUAUGACUGAAGCCGACGUACCAGCUCCUAUCCAGGAUGCUGAUCCUCCGUCACCGCACCUAACGAAUAAUAAACGAAAGCUUCCGAAUGAGGCAACUUUGAACUCUCGGAGUCCAAGUCAAUCGGAGCCUGCCAACAAGAUACGCAAAGCUUCAAGUCCUCCAAAAGAGACUAAACCCGUUGCUCCUGCGCCGGAGCGACGAAAGUCAAGUAAUCGAGCGGAAUCAAAGCGUGAGUCUAUAGCAGGCGAAUAUCAAGCAAACCUUGUCGAAAGAAUAGACGAAUUGAAAAGCGCCGAGCGACAGCGCGUUGCAAACGCUCUGCAAAAGCUUUUCGAUGGGUCAGUGAAACAGGCUCAGAAAGACAAAACUUUCAGUCUUGCCAAAGGCCAAAGUGAGCGCGAAUACGCGCUCAAACUAGCGCUAAGUGUUGAAUAUGCUAUGUUCCUAAAUCUUUUUGGGACUGCUAUCAAGCCUAGCGACGCUUAUGCCGACAAAUUCCGGGCAUUGAAUCACAACGUCAAGGCAAACCCGACAUUACGGGAUCAAAUCCUCCGAGGAGAGCUCUCACCCAAUGAUCUGUCGAAAUUGUCGCGGGAAGAUAUGGCUAGUAAAGAGUUGCAGGAGAAGAAAGCGGAGAUGGUGAAGGAAGCUGAAAAGCAACAUAUGCUUAUUCAAGAAGAAGGCCCAAGGAUUCGAAGGACCCAUAAGGGCGAGGAACUAGUCGAUAAUGAUACCCAUAUGGCUGAUGCAUCAGACACAGCCUUCAGUGCGCCCAUCAGGAAGCGCCCUUCUGAUAUAGAUACAAAUGUGAAAAACCCAAGUCCAGAGCCGCCAACUGCUGUGAGCCCAGAGCCAGUGGAACUUCCUGAGCACGUUGGUGAGCCAGAAGUUGAAGCCAAACCGCCCUUGAAAAUCGACACCCAGGAACAACCUCAACCAGCUGCUGCCGAUCUAAAAUCAUCGGCAACAUUUAACAUUCAAGACGUUUGGUCAGGCGUCAAAGGUCCAGAUCCUGAACAACGUGCACGACGCUCUUCCAAACCAUCCGAGUCUGUGGCGCCGCCGACGAAGCAGCAACCUGAUGCUGAAAUUGAUCGUCUUCUAAAAGAUGAGGAGCCAGAGGAUGAAGAACCUUACUCGCCGGUGGACUACAGCACAGAUCCCAACGCACCAAUAUGGCUAGGCAGAAUGGGGAUGCCUAACAUUGCAACAUUCUCAGGAAGAGGCAAUCACGCGGCUGGGGCGAACCUCAGUAGUUCAAUCCCGUGGUCUCAAUUGUUACCACCUACCAUGACCAUCGAAGGUCGUAUACACACUGCGAAAGCGGACGAAUACUUGUGCGGCUUGCGAUUCAGUAAUUCCGCCGAAUUGACGGUAGUCUCUGUGACCUCCAAUGACGCCGCAGAAGAUCAAGCUCAAUUCGAAAAGCUUUUCAAAUAUUUCACCGAGCGCCAGAGGUACGGAGUAAUCUCCAAAAAUCCAGUGUCGAAUGUAAAGGACACUUAUGUUGUUCCUUUGGAGGCCGGCACAGAAAAGAAACCCGAGUUCCUCGAGUUGUUGGAUGACUGCAAAAUCGAGUUCCCAUCCUCUGAGCGCAUGCUACUUCUCAGUUUCGUCAUCAGGAUGAACAACUCGCCAUCAGCAGCACAGCAAACGCCCCGUGCUCCGGAAGUCACCACCCUUCAAAGCCCCGUCACCGCCACAGGGCAUCCACCUGGGCCGAUUGGCGGACACCCAGGGGUUCAACACACCCCUCCAGUCAACUUACCAUACCAACCACCUCCACCUCCAUACUCGACUGUGGCAGGCAGUCCGUCCCAGGGUCAAGGCGCCUAUGUACCACCACAACAGUCUCCAUCCUAUGAUCCUCGGGGCAUGGAAGCAGCUCGGAUGGCCCUUGGUGAGCUUGUGGCUGCGCCUGCCAUCGCCGAACUGCUCCAAGAGGCACCGAAUGCCGGUCUAUUCGAGCUGGGGAUCGUGAGGCAACUGCUGGAGAGUGUUCCUGCCAGCCGCACCAAUUUCCCUAUGCUUCAAGGAAUGUUGAUGCAAAAGUUGCAGGAGCAGCAACAGCAGGCGCAGCAGCAAGGAACAGUCGUUUAG
This is a messenger RNA of Bacidia gigantensis, 2598 nucleotides long. RefSeq lists its product as uncharacterized. Gene Ontology annotation, biological process: regulation of mRNA 3'-end processing; transcription elongation by RNA polymerase II; transcription antitermination. Gene Ontology annotation, molecular function: RNA polymerase II transcription regulatory region sequence-specific DNA binding. The record is from RefSeq and is a predicted model, not a curated record. Gene Ontology annotation, cellular component: nucleus. The transcript has 3 exons. Bases 1 to 2598 code for a protein of 865 amino acids. Lineage: Eukaryota; Fungi; Ascomycota; Lecanoromycetes; Lecanorales; Ramalinaceae.